This is a messenger RNA of Penaeus indicus, 3054 nucleotides long. RefSeq lists its product as uncharacterized. The transcript is spliced from 8 exons. NCBI's taxonomy places the organism in Eukaryota, Metazoa, Arthropoda, Malacostraca, Decapoda, Penaeidae. The record is from RefSeq and is a predicted model, not a curated record. Gene Ontology annotation, molecular function: DNA-binding transcription factor activity. Bases 138 to 1370 code for a protein of 410 amino acids.
CAGGUCGUCCGCGAACCUUUUCGAAAGCGAUCGUUCGAGGCGUCUCUGCAUGUAAACAUCUCGCGGGAGAGACGCUCGCGGAGAACUUUUUGAGUCGAGGAUUCCUGCCAGCCAAGGAAGCGAUAGAUGUCGUCACCAUGUCGACCUACCAAGUGAGGUCGCUCGAGGAGGCCGACCAGAUAAUCCGGGAGCACGAGAGGAAGACCAAGACGACCUAUGCCCUCCUGAGAUCCACCAAGAACUUCGGCUGCGUUGAUGUGCCAGCUUGUGCCAACGAUGAAAAUGAAGUACGGUUUGAAACAGUUGGUGUGCCAUAUUGUGGAGUACCAUUCUUUGUGGCUGGGUUAAAGAUUCUCCAGUGUCAGUCAUAUCGAGGAAGAGGAGGAAGAAAGAAGAAGGAAAUAAAGAUAGAGCUAACAGGUUCAGGUGCUGGAGUCAUUGGGGAGGCAGGUGUUGGUGAUGCUGGUGGUGAAGAGGAUGACCCUCCACAAAAACCUAUCGUAAAAAAGAAAAAGAAAGCUGGUCGUACACACAAAGUAGGAUGCACUGCUACCAUCAUUAUGAAGGAAGUCAUCUAUUAUCCAGAAUUUCAGCUUUUUGAACACUCAAAAAACAACCGGAUUGCAGUAGCUAGACAGCUAAAGGAUGCCUUAAAAUCGAAGACCCCAGUACAGAAAGACCGCAUCAUAUACGUAACAGUCCCUGCGAUGUCUGAUCACUUUGGCCACACAGUUGGAAUUGGCACAACAAAGCAGGCAGCAGCUAAGAGAUUGUAUGUGAAAAAUGACUUUUAUGGACACAAUGAGCCAGGGUCAAGCAAGAGAGUUUACUAUCCUGUAAAACAAGAAAAGUUAAAUAUGGCACAGCUUACUAAGAGGAUGAAAGUGGAUGAAGAUGACAUUGAAGCUAGAGCAAAAGAAGUGCGAGAAAUGUUGCAGGGCAUCAUGGGACUAACAUAUAAGCAACCAGGAACAACAGAAGCUUAUCGUGAGCUCUUCAAAGAUCUGAUGCAGGCGAAGUUAAAAUAUCAGCAGACAAUGGACUCAUUACUAGGAGGCAGCCAAAACUCCCAGAUCCAUACUGUAGAUGGUAUUGUUGGACAAAAUGGAGAGCCACUGGAUACUACUCCUGGUGAUGGCACGGGAGACACUUGGCCAGUGCCAAGGACUGUCACAGUUACAGCUCCAACAGUACCAAGUGCUACACUACCCACAGUUUCUGCUACUACUACAGUAACUACCAUUGCAGCAUCGCAAGUGCAGCAAAACCCUGGAACUGCUGCUGCUGCCACAUCAACUGCGGACGGUAAUAAUCAGGAAACAAGCAUCUUUAUUGAAGCCAUGGAAGCUAUACUUAACUCACAGAUAUAGGCUUAACCUCUGAGUAGGACUCAAUAAAUCUUCAAAUAAAAGCUUUGAGCAAUCAAAGCUCUAGAAUAGAAAGAAAUUUUUUAUUUAGCUUUCAUAAAAUCUAUGUGAGGGUAAAAAUGAAGUGCUUCAUAACUAGAAAGGAGUGAGCAUGGAAAAAAAGAUUAAAAUUUUUGUCAUUUUUCACUGAAGAGAUUUUUUUUCCAAGUGUAUAUUGGCUAUAAAAGAAAGUGUGAUGAUAAGAAUUGUUUUGAUAUCAACCAGUCUAGAGGGUCAUGAAUAUUAAAACACUGUCAUAAUGUAAAGUCUGCAACAGUUUUGAUCAGGCCACCUCUGCCCAUCCCAGAGUUUUGGAAGUGUCUUUCUGGAUGUGCCCUCUGCUAACUCUUAAAAGGGUAUCCUCUACAUAAAUACACUUCUUUCAUACAAGAUGAGGCUUUAUUCAGACUGUAUUAUUUUUAAAUCAUAUUGCUGUAUGUAUAUAUAAUGAAAAGCAUAAUUUUAUACAUGUGCAAGCGCGUGCGCCCACACACACACACAGACACACACACACACACACACACACACACACACACACAGACACACACACACACACACACACACACACACACACACACACACACACACACACACACACACACACACACACACACACACACACACACACACAUGCACACACACACACACAUGCACACACACACACACACGCACGCACACACGCACGCACACACACACGCGCGCACCCAUGCACUCAGUAUGUAAUUUCCUAACUACAGCCUGUGGCAAUUCUUAUAUUUAGUUUCCAUGAUAUUAGAAGGUAUAGAUUAACAUAUAAAUUCAUCAUUACAAUCAUACAUCAGUGGCUUUGAAUUAUAUACAAGAUUAUUAUAAAUGUGACACAAUCAGAGCAAGGCCUUAAGUUGUGUUUGCAUGUGUUGCCCUAAGGAGGAGGAGCAGGAGCUGGGCCUCCAGAAAGCCCCAGCCCUAAAUUCUUCAGAUGGCUCAGUCGAGAUUACUGUAGAUUGUACAAUUAAUUUAUUAUGGUAGUAUAUUAUUUAACAGGUCUACAGUAUUGAGCAAAAUACAGAAUAGCACAUUAAAUUGUAAAAUAUAUAUUUUAAGGAAACUUGGAAAAGUGUCAUAUUAAGAAGUGAAAAAUUCUAGUUCUUGAACAAUGUUUUAAAUGUGUUAGUGCAGCUAAGAAUAGACUAAGUGAUAAGGAAGUUGUGUAAAUAUUCCAAUUUAAAUUUUGUUAUUGCUGAUUUAUGUUUAUUUUCUUUAGAAGUGUAAAACUGAGCUUAGUGUGUUAUUCAUUAUGAAUAAUAAAAUAAUACAUUCUUUCAUUUGAAUGCAGUAGGAUAAUUUUUACUUUUGUAUUGUAAAUAAUAAUUAUUUAGAUAUUUUAAUAAGGGAUAGGCUUAUUUACUACAUUAUAUAUAAAACAUCAUAUGCAGAUCAGUUCAUAGUUCUGAAGACUUUCCUUGGUUGACUUAACUGUUGUUAUGCAGCUCUCAUUAUUUGUGACAUGAUGAUAUUACUCCUAAAUCUGUUAAGCAACUUCUCUGUUAUGUUCUAGAAUUUUAAUGUCUGAUUUGCACAAUUUUGAAUCAUAUUGACUGCUCAUAUUUUGUUCACUUGAGAUAAAGAAAUAUAAAGUUUAUAAAAAGAAUCAUAAAAUUUUACUGCU